GUAACCAUUACCUGGUGGUUGUGGACCGCUACUCAAACUGGCCAAUCGUAGACCAGUCAGCCGUUGGAGCUCAAGGACUGAAAACUUGUCUCAGACGCAUCUUUGUCACAUACCGGAUACCUGACGAACUUGCAUCUGACGGGGGACCAGAGCUCACAGCUACGACUACAAGGCAGUUCCUCAGAGACUGGGGUGUGCAUCAUAGAUUAUCCUCAGUAGCCUUCCCUCACAGUAACUGCAGAGCAGAGAUUGGAGUCAAGACAGUCAAGCGCCUUCUAAUGGACAAUACUAGCUCUUCUGGUGACGUUGACACAGACGCUUUCAAGCGUGCUAUGCUACAAUACAGAAAUACACCAGACAGAGACACGAAGCUCUCACCAGCCAUAUGCAUAUUUGGUUGA
This is a messenger RNA of Saccostrea cuccullata (small rock oyster), 401 nucleotides long. RefSeq lists its product as uncharacterized. The record is from RefSeq and is a predicted model, not a curated record. The transcript has a single exon. The annotation marks the transcript as partial. Gene Ontology annotation, molecular function: nucleic acid binding. NCBI's taxonomy places the organism in Eukaryota, Metazoa, Mollusca, Bivalvia, Ostreida, Ostreidae. Gene Ontology annotation, biological process: DNA integration.